Anopheles marshallii is the source of this 1818-nucleotide messenger RNA. It is a transcript of the gene fidipidine, whose product is annotated as coiled-coil domain-containing protein 93. Lineage: Eukaryota; Metazoa; Arthropoda; Insecta; Diptera; Culicidae. Gene Ontology annotation, biological process: Golgi to plasma membrane transport. The transcript has 8 exons. The record is from RefSeq and is a predicted model, not a curated record. Bases 1 to 1818 code for a protein of 605 amino acids.
AUGGCCACCAAGAACAUCUUUUCUAAGCAUCUACCCAAUGUGAAGCUGGCAACUCGCUUCGAUGCGGAUGGAAAUGAGAUUCAGGUUGAAAAGCGUGAAGAUGAAGAGCAGAAACGAAAGGAGCAGGAAAUCAUUGAUACGCUCGUUGGUGCCGGCUACUAUCGGGCGCACAUACAGGGUCUUUCAUCCUUCGACAAGAUAGUGGGCGGUAUGACCUGGUGUAUCGAGGCCUGUGACUAUGACGUCAAUGUGGAUCUUUUAUUCCACGAGAAUCUUACCAUCGGCCAGAAGAUUGCCUUGACGGAAAAAAUUGUCGGCGUGCUACCUCGAAUGAAGUGUCCCUUCCUGAUUGAACCGCAUCAAAUACAGGGCUUGGAUUUCAUCAACAUCUUUCCCGUCGUGCAAUGGUUGGUCAAACGUUCGGUGGAAAAUCGAAGCAAAAAGGCAGACACGUUGCGAAAGCUGGCUGCCACUCAGUUUCAGAACAAUUUCACUCUUGAAUCGGACCACGACUUGCAACGAUUGCGCCUCAAACAGUUGGCCAAUCUGCAGGCAAUCGAAUCGAAGUAUCUUCCUAAGCGACAGUUCAAGCAACGUAAAGCAGCCGGUGGAGGAUGGAUACCUGUGCGUCCUAAAGAUGCUACGGAUCUGGAGGAAAUGCCCGAUGGGGGUCGAACGAUCGAUGAUGAAAGUGAUGCUGGUGCGGAGGAAGAGAUCGAGGAUGAGGAAGACGUAUCAGUAACUACCGAAAAGGAGCUUAAUUUUGAUAUAUUAUUUAAAAAUAUCGCAAAAGAGCACAACAUUCCCAUCGACCUUACGGAUGCAGACCAGCUAAAUCUGGCGAAAAAAUACGACGAUAUUAAACAGAAACUUUCAUCCGAUGUGGUCGACAACGUAUCUGACCGAAAUCGUAUUAAAUCUCAACUUGCCCUCAAACUGGCGCUAGAGAAAAAACUUGGACUGGCAUUAGAUGAAUGCGAUCAGCUACGAACGGCCGUGCUCGAGGAGGAACGGCAACUACAGGAAGCGAGCGAUCGUAAAGAAAUCCUCGAGGAGGAAAUAAGAAAUCUCGACAAUCUCGAAAUUACUGAAAAUAAUCAAAAAAUACUUGACCACGUGAAAGAGUUAGUUUUAAAGAAUGAGCGCAUGAAAAAACAGGAGAUCCAGUUCAAAGAAAACUGUAAGAAAGAAUUGGCAGAACUGCAACAAAAGAUAGAGAAAUCGGAAAAAUCCACCCCGGAUGAUGAUAUGGUCGAGCUUCAGCGACAAUUGGACAUGGAACUGGAACGUCUGAAAUCGUUGCGUUUGCAACUGGCAAAGAAAAACCGCUCGUACGUGGCUAUCAAACGUCAGCUGGACACUGUGCCGGAUCGUACGGAAUUGGCUCAAUAUCAGAGAAGGUUUCUUGAGCUAUAUAAUCAAGUAAGUGCAAAGCAUCGAGAGACAAAGCAAUUUUACACGCUAUACAACACCCUGGACGACACUAAGCUGUAUCUAGAGAAGGAAAUGUCGUUGCUGAACUCCAUCUACGACAACUAUGCAAAUGCCAUGCAGACUCCGCACUCGCGCGAACAAUUUGUGCAACAAUUUGAAACCAUCGUUGAAGGGAUUCGUGCAACGAAGACAAAGCUGAAGAAAAAAUGUGACGACGAGAAAGCCAAGCGCGAUGGGCUUAACGCUCAGCUGCUUUGUCUAAUGGAACAGCAGCGCAAGUAUGCUGCCACAGUCAAACAGCUCACGAUGGAAUGCCAACGAAACGAAACUCUGAUGCAGCAUUUGAAGGUGGUUAAGGUAGCGCAUUCCACCACCCAUCAGUAA